Lentinula edodes (shiitake mushroom) is the source of this 1303-nucleotide messenger RNA. RefSeq lists its product as uncharacterized. Lineage: Eukaryota; Fungi; Basidiomycota; Agaricomycetes; Agaricales; Omphalotaceae. The transcript is spliced from 4 exons. The record is from RefSeq and is a predicted model, not a curated record. Bases 239 to 1138 code for a protein of 299 amino acids.
GGUUAGUAAGAUACGGUUGUCGAGAUACUCAAUGAGGGUUCAUCGAUGCAUGCUGUAGCUGUUGCGGUUAGGACACAGCUUGGCACGCACUACUCGCCCAAGCUUUCCCUUCAAGUUCACAACCUAGAUUUCUUCCCUUCUGCUGGUCAGAAAGAUCUUCUGUUCUAAAACUUUCCAAAAGCCAAAAGGACCCCCUACAAUACUAUCCCCAGAACACUCUUUCGUACGACAUAUCGCGAUGCGCACGAUCUUCGAUAUGCUGCUACUCCUCUUCGUCACGGCAAUAAUGAUGGUGGUGGCCGUACCUCUUUCCCCUCCUCCCCCCACAUCUGCCAAUGCGGUCAGUACUUCCGCAGGUAUUAGUCACACCUCGACCUCAGAUACUCCCGCUCCCACUUCUGCUGACGCCAGCGUCGCGAGUGCAGUUGCGGCACCAGAGGUUACUCAAGAAGUAACUGCCAAAGUAACACUGAACAGCGAUAAGAAGGUCUACCCAUGGGAGAAUGAUGCCCGAGCCGCCGUUAAAGAGUUGCUGAACUUCGCUUUGGAUGCCACUUUGAAAUAUCUGGAUGGCAGCGACUCCGCUAGUAAUCGUCAUAAAUCAACAUCAACCAAGUUGAAUGUUGAAUGGGCCCAACAUAAGUACGCUGCAGCGCCUCCAGAGUUUAGCUUCACGGUCAAAGUCACGAAUUGGCCCGGGAAGACUGGACCACGCUGGCUUUGGGGUCGGAGGCCCAGCACAUUCCAAGGGACUCUCAGGCUCGUCCCAAGUCAGCGGUGUCCCAGUUGUUAUUUGCGAAAGAAAAAAUAUAACAUCAUUUUUGGGCAACUGAGUGAUGAAUCGAACGCGAGGCUAGUGACCAUUAUGAAUGAUAAGGUUAUUUCUCCCGGCACAGAGAACAACGAUAUACCGCUGCUUACUCUGCCGCCACCUGCUAUCGUCAAGCAGGGAACGGGCAUGGAAAAGGGGGGGCCAAGUAGUCACUCAGGUGUGGGAAGAACAGGCCCAGGACCAAGUUCAAAGUCCUCGCGACCCACAACUCAAAAGAAGGGCGGAGAUUUAGAGACGUUGAAAGAAAGCGAGGAACUCGAAGCUGAAACUGGUAAAGUCAAAGGUAAAGGGAAGGCGAAGGAAUAAUGGUGAUUUGCAUGUAAGACACCGAUAAGUUCAUGAAGUAGAGUUUUACAGAAAUAGACUUGUGUGUAUGUCUACACGGGCGGCUCUAUGUAUGCUGGUUACAUGAUUAUGAAAGGAAAAGGGUCCACUCUUUCGAUUCCUUGCAGUGAACACAACAAUCAACUG